Amborella trichopoda is the source of this 5375-nucleotide messenger RNA. Its product is annotated as auxin response factor 16. Lineage: Eukaryota; Viridiplantae; Streptophyta; Magnoliopsida; Amborellales; Amborellaceae. The record is from RefSeq and is a predicted model, not a curated record. Gene Ontology annotation, cellular component: nucleus. Gene Ontology annotation, biological process: response to hormone; regulation of DNA-templated transcription. Gene Ontology annotation, molecular function: DNA binding.
UGUCCGUCUUUUUUUUCUUUGUCUAGAGAGAGAAGGUUCAAGUUCUCUUCUUUUACAAUAGAGAGAGAAAGUUAAUCUAUGGCCUCCCUUCUUUCGUAUCUGUGUGUGUAUUGCCUUUAUUGUUCGGGUUUGAGAGAGGGUUGCGUUCAGAAAGGAAAUAUCUCGAAUACUCAUCAACGAAGAGAGAGAAAGGACCCAUCAAGCUCCAAAUCUUUUCUUCUUUCUCUCUCUAUCUAGAGAGAAACAACCUGCAACUUCCUCUUUCUGAAAACUCUGUAAAUAUCUUGAAUACUCAUCAACGAAGAGAGAGAAAGAACCCAUCAAGCUCCAAAUCUUUUCUUCUUUCUUUCUCUCAAUCUAGAGAGAGAAACAACCUGUAACUUCCUCUUUCUAAAAACUCUGUAAAUGUCUUGAAUACUCAUCAACGAAGAGAGAGAAAGAACCGAUCAAGCUCCAAAUCUUUUCUUCUUUCACUCUCUCAUUCUAGAGAGAGAAUCAACCUGUAACUUCCUCUUUCUGCAAAACUCUGUAAAUAUCUUGAAUGCUCAUCAACGAAGAGAGAGAAAGAGCCAAUCAAGCUCCAAAUCUUUUAUUAUUUCACUCUCUCAUUCUAGAGAGAGAAACAACCUGUAACUUCCUCUUUCUGAAAAACUCUGUAAAUAAAUAUCUUGAAUACUCAUCAACGAAGAGAGAGAAAGAACCCAUCAAGCUCCAAAUCUUUUCUUCUUGCACUCUCUCAUUCUAUAGAGAGAAACAACCUGCAACUUCCUCUUUCUGAAAAACUCUGUAAAUAAAUAUCUUGAAUGCUCAACAACGAAGAGAAAGAAAGAACCCAUCAAGCUCCAAAUAUUUUCUUCUUUGUCCCUCUAUAUCAAUCUAGAUAGAGAAGCAACCUCUAAUUUCGUUUUUCUAGAAAGAGAAACUCUCUAACCACUUUUAACUUCAUAAUUCUGGAACUGUCUGGAUGCUCUUCUUUUUCUUGAAAAAACUCUGUAACAGCCUGUUUUAGAUGCUCUUCCUCUUCUAACAGCCUCUUCCUGUUUUCUCAGAGAUGGACUCGAGCUCGGGAACGUUGGUCCCUGCUAAUCUGUGGCGCACCUUUGCCGGCAAUACCGCCAAAGUCCCGUCCCCAAAUUCACUUGUCUACUACUUCCCGCAGGGUCAUGCUGCCCAAGCCUCUUCGCCCCCCAACUUCCCCAAUGGCCCACACUUCCCACCCUGCAUCCCUUGCCUGGUCUAUGAUGUCCGGCUUUUUGCCAGCCACCAAACUGAUGAGGUCUUUGCGGUCCUCUCCCUCGUCCCUGAUACCUUCUCAAUCCGAGAGAAGCCAGCAACAACAGAUUUCUUUGCGGACCUUGCAGAGAUCGAUUCGCAUGCAAAGGUGCUGACACCGAGUGAUUCAAACAAUGGGGGUAGCUUCUCGGUGCUGAGCCAAAUGGCUGAGUCGGUGUUCCCGAAGCUUGACAAGUCCAUCAAGAAUCCAGAACAAGACUUGGUCAUGCAGGAUGUGCACGGGAAAGCAUGGAAAUUCAGACACAUUUACAGGGGGCGUCCAAAACGCCACCUCCUAACAACAGGGUGGAGCAAGUUUGUGGAUGAAAAGAGGCUAGCGAGUGGGGACACUGUUGUGUUUGCUCGUGGGAAUGACGGGAUGAUGUCUGUGGGGUUGAGGAGGAGGGCAGAGGUGAGCCAAUUUCGAACACAUUGGCUUCCACCGGAGGAUGUCGUGAGGGCAGCAGAGCACGCAGCAAGCGGACAUCCAUUUCAGGUGGUCUAUUAUCCGAAUAGGGGCUCUGCAUUCUGCGUGGAGAGACAUAUAGUGGAUAUGGCCCUUGAGUUGAGCUGGGUGCCUGAUGUCACGAUCAGAAUGACUGUGGAGGGGGUUAAGGGUUUGGUGACCGGGUCUGUGUUGUCAGUGUCUGUUGUCGAUCCAGAUCGGUGGCCGGGCUCACCAUGGGGCCUUCUUGAGGUUGCUUCGGAUAGAUCCAGCACACGGAGAGUCAACCCAUGGUCAGUGGAAUCCAUGAAAGUUCUUAGUCCCUUGCUAUACAAUGAACAAGAUAAACCCUCAACAGUAGCAGAAAACGAGAAAUUUGAGUCCUUACUUGGCCCCCAACUUUCAACUUACAAGGAACAUGAAAUGGGGUUGCACAUUGACAAAAGGCAAUUUAAAUCUAACAGUUCUACCACUACCAUUCAGGAAGCCAGGCAGGAUCCAAUUAUCAAAGCCUUGUCAUCCGAUUCCCUAGAUAAUCAAACCUGUAAUAAAUCUACAUUCUGUGACAAUCAUAGUAACCAACAAAAUUCUUUUGGUAUGCCUCUCAUGUUACCAACAUUAGAGUGCUUUUCUCCACAAGGUUAUAGUAACUACCAAUCUCAAAGUGAUGGGAAUCUGCCAAAGAAGUGUGACACUGAGCUUCCUGGCAGUGGUUCCAAUGAUGUGGCAAUAAAAUCUAAUAUUUUUAAGCCGUCAGAAAAGUCCAGAAGCAUGGUGCAACCUCAAGAGACUUCGAAUGACAAACCCGAAAAGGAAGCUAAUGUCAGACUUUGUAAGGUGUUUUAUAAUGACAUCAUCGGUCGAUCAAUUGAUCUUUCCCUCUUUUGCUCAUAUGAGGAGUUUUUUGGGAGGCUAUCUCACAUGUUCGGCAAGGAAAUCUCUCCACUUCACAGUCUUCUCUUCUAUGAUCGACCUGAUGGAAUUCAGAGAUCUGUUGGGGAAGAACCAUACAAGGAUUUUAUGAAGGCAACCAAGAUAUACAUAUUCACCUCUUACCAACAUUGAUCCCAACAUAAUCCUUUAAGCAUAUCUCUCUGGGAAGGUUUAUUGAAGUUUUUCUAUGAAAUGCUUGAUGUCCUUGGGGAGGUGGAAGGCUAUGCAUCGAUAAUGUGGCAUGGAGUUAAGAACAAUGGACUUGAGAAUGACUCUACUGGCAUAUGAUAUGCUUUGGAUUGUCAUUCCCUAUGUUUGGAGUUAGUUUGUCUGGGAGAAGCUGACAAUGUAACUGGCAUAGCUUCCUUUCGAAAAGUGGUAAUCCUAUUUUAGGGGAAGUUUUGCUCACCAUAGAGCAGAACUGACUUUAUUCUCAUUUUUAAUUUUCUUGGUGUGUUGAAGAAUUGUAAGGAAAUUUUAGACAUAUUCAUAUCACUUUCCAUCUCGAGCUUCUGGAAGGUAUUCUUGAGUGAUGUGCAACUAUCCAAGUUCACUCUACUAAAUAUUAGUAUAUCUUAUGUGUAUAGGAAAUGCGAGAGCUAUACCGGACUUCAUGAGAAAAUUGGUGCUUAAAAAGUUCCCUUAUAUUUUUCUUUGAUAAGCAUUGUAUUGAAUCUAUUUGUAGCUAAUAUGAAGACAUACGGAGAAAUGGGGUCUCCUUGCCUUAGACCACGCUUUCCUUCAAAAAACCAUCAGUGGAAGCAUUGAGGAUUAUGGAGUAUCUUGGGCAGCCUAUUCAUAGUUCAAUCCAUUUGAUGGCCUGUGAGGGGAUUUGAAUGUUUCAAAUUAAGGGUAUUUGACUCUAUCAAAGGUUUAUUCAAGUCCAUGUUAAAGACUUAAAGCCAAAAAUGGAUUUGAGUGACUUCUUAUGCCACUGGUGGAUAUUUUCGUACACCAGAAGACUCAAUUAAGUAUCUUCAUGCCAGGUAGGAAAGCACCUUGAAGUACAUUAAUAAGACACUGCAAAAUGGGAUUCAGUGAUUUCAUGAGAAACUUGCUGAUGAGUUUGUAGAUGACAUUGAAUAAGCUUGUCAGUCAUAAGUUUGAGAUGUCAUUUAUAGCUCUUCCAUUUGGGGCUAAAGUGAUUAAUGUUGAGUUUAUCCCUCCCCUUAAAGCUUGUUCUUAUUGAAGAAGUCACUGACUGCUAGAGAGACAGUAUGUGCUAUAAUGUCCCAGUAGGUUUGGUAGAAAAUCGCUUGAAAGCUAUUCAAGAUUGAUACCUCCAUAUUCAUAAUCAUAUUCUUGGUUCUUCCUUUGAAACUGACUAAGUUAUUUUUCAUCCUCAGUCACCUUGUCUCCCUCAAGUUCAAGGCUUGUUGGUGAAGGUUAUGUGCUUGGCUGGGAUCCCUUUUAAGUAAUUUACAAAUUUAAUGACAAUAUCUAGCUUCCUGGUAACAAUGGAACCAUCCUCUUUUCAAUGGAUGUUAUAUUGCUAGUUUUCUUUCUUAUGAAAUCUGAAGUGAAGAAUUAUUUAGAAUUUCAGUGGCCCUCCAUGUUCCAUUGCUUGAGGGAUGUUUCUCCCCAUAACCCAUUCUCCUAAUCUAAAAAAUUUAGAAUUUUAGUGCCCUUUGGACUGAAGCCAUAGGGUCAGGUCUUACAUUGACCUUAUCCUUAGACAUGACACCUAAUCUAUGCUAGUCCAAAGGUUCGGACCUAUCUAAGACAAAAGACAAACCAGAUCAAACACAAACAAAGCUAACCAUGAUUGGGUCAAGCAAAACACCACACGAAAAGGCUUGAAAAAUAUUUGACCUAGUUUCUACAGGUAGAUUAAAAUUCAGGUGGGUUCCUAACUAAGGAAAAAGCUGACAACAUGGCUAGGUUUUGAUGGGUACCAACAAUGCCAAUGAAAGGUGGGGUGAGGGUCUAUGUGUGGGUUGCUUUUAAGACUAGGAAACUACGGAUGGGCACUAACGUGAAUGUUGCACAAUCCUCAAUCGUCCGCCUCACAAAAGCUUGGAUCCCUCACGACUUGAAUGCCAAUACUGGGGGUUUUAAAAAAGGUUUUGAAAAUGAAAUUUGAAGGUGUUUUUGUGCAAGGAAAGGUGCACAGGCGUAUGUGUGUGAAGAAGUAAAGCAAUCAGCCAACAGAAGGAAAUAAACUAAAAGUAGAAAUUCAGAAAUUCAUAGUUAUGAUGAGAAAAGAAGCAAAUAAUCCUUAUCCUCUAUUUAUUUAUUUGUUUACCUAUUUUUUGAUUAAAAUAGUAAAAAUAAGGAAGGAAACUAAGAAGGAAAAAUUAGGAAAAAGAAAAUAGCGGAUGUCAAAAAAAGUCUUGAACUAAUCUGGGAGCUAAAUUUCUUAGCGAAGUGAUACGCAUUGCUGAGCACAGACAACCCAACAUUGGAUUGUGUGAGGCCUCAGACAUGCCUUUUCUGGAUGUUUUCUUAGCCUUUGAUUUGCUAGAAAGCGACCGUGGAACAUAUUUUCAGGGUUGUUUUCGAUGGGGUUUUGUAUGAUCUCAAGCUUGACCUGCUCCAUGGCAGGUGCCAAACUGUUUACAGCCAGGAUCCCGGAGAAUGCUGCAAGACACCACCUCUGAUUUUUUUAACUUAAGCAAUGAAUUUCAAUAGAGAUAGCUGAGGUCCAUCGAAUUACGGUUCAAAGACCUAUAUGAGUCAACCCUCACUAAGAACCGCCUACAGCCUUGGCUUGAAAUCGCGCAAA